Medioppia subpectinata is the source of this 1327-nucleotide messenger RNA. Lineage: Eukaryota; Metazoa; Arthropoda; Arachnida; Sarcoptiformes; Oppiidae. The record is from the annotation of a GenBank genome assembly.
AGAUUCUCUAAUUUUAUUUGUCAUAUAAACGAAACGAAACACAAUAUUUAGUAUUGAUUUGUUGUAGACUUAAGUGUUGUGUUUACUCUAUAAUACAUUUGCAUUACAUUUGUAUCGCAUAUUAAAUCACAAUUCAUUAGAUUUGGAUCCAAAUUAAAUCACUAAAAGAAAUCACAGAGAAAUCGGAUUAAAUAUAGUAGAGGUGGAGUGGAGGUGAUAGAUCACCUAUACUGUUGCAAUGGACCCUGAAGCAUUCUUGGAGAUGGCCAAUCAGGUGACCAAACUUCGGAUGUACCCGUACUUCGAGGUCGCGCACGCAGUCAUCUCUUGCCUAUACAUCCGCGAAGACCUUUCGGCCGGAUGUGUGGCCUUCUCUCGGAAGCACCCGUUCUCGUGUUGGGUCUCAUGUAUGGUCUCUAUAUUUGCGGGCAAUAUAUUGUCGAGCUUUUUGUUGGCCGAACCUAUUUUAGGCGCUUUCAAAAACACCAAUCAAUUGCUUUUGGCGACAGCCGUCUGGUAUCUAAUGUUUUACUCGCCGUUUGACAUAAUAUACAAAUUAUGCAAAUUAUUGCCCAUAAAGAUAGUGUUCGCUUCCAUGAAGGAAGUGAUUCGAUGCAAGAAAGUCAGCGAUGGAGUCCUUCACGCGGCAAAGCUAUACCCCAACGGCUUUCUCAUUAUGAUUAUCAUCGGAACCAUUAAAGGCAAUGGAUCAGCUUUUCUGAAAUUAAUCGAACGAACACUUCGAGGAGUUUGGACACCAAAUGCCAUUGAAUUCCUAGCGCCGACUUUUGCGACCAAAGCAAGUAUCGCCGCAUCUAUUAUAUUCAUAAUAGACAAGAAGACAGACUGGAUAUCAGCGCCGCCGGCACUCGUCUACUUUGGAAUCGUUAUAUUCUUUGUGUACUUCAAGUUGUCGUCAAUGCUAUUAGGAAUUCACGACCCAUUCAUCCCAUUCGAGAACCUUUUCUGUGCCCUCUUUUUCGGAGGCAUUUGGGAUGCGUUGGGAAGAGUUAUAUCCGGAGUCAAAGGAAACAGUGAUUCUAACUCGAAGAACGAGAUGUCGCGAAACGGAAAGUCGGAAACUGCCAAAAAGAAAGACCAAUAACUGAACCCAUAUUCUCAUCACUAGUCACCCGAUUUAACAGUCCUUCACAUACUUGUCGUCACUUCUAAUAUAAUUAAUUCAUUUGAAAAAAUCAUUAGAUUUGAAAGGAUUAAAAAAUACUUAAUACUUAAGUUAACUAAAACUUAAAAUAAUUACAAUUAGACAUAAAAACAAUUAAUCAAUUUUAAUGAUUAAGACGUUAUGUUUUAAAUGAUUUCGCCG